Molecule: messenger RNA, 737 nt
Organism: Salvelinus sp. IW2-2015
Lineage: Eukaryota; Metazoa; Chordata; Actinopteri; Salmoniformes; Salmonidae
Product: stomatin-like
Cellular component (GO): plasma membrane
Source: RefSeq, a predicted model, not a curated record
CUCUCAGCUGAUGUUGGUUCAGGGAGCCUAGGUUGCUGUGGCUGGCUCAUUGUGAUCCUCUCUGGUCUGUUCGUCUUCUCCCUGUUCCCCUUCACCAUCUGGUUCUGUAUAAAGAUAGUUCAGGAGUAUGAACGUGCUGUCAUCUUCAGGCUGGGCCGUAUUACAGACCGGAAGGCUAAGGGACCAGGUAUCUUUUUCGUUCUGCCAUGCACAGACUCCUUCGUGAAAGUGGACCUGAGAACCGUGUCAUUCGACAUCCCUCCACAAGAGGUGAUAGCAGCGGAGGGGGAGAUGAACGCCUCUCGGGCCCUGAAGGAGGCGUCUCUAGUGAUCUCAGAGUCUCCGUCGGGUCUCCAGCUGCGCUACCUGCAGACCCUCACCACCAUCGCUGCAGAGAAGAACUCCACCAUCAUCUUCCCUCUGCCCAUGGACGUCAUCAGUCACUUCAUGAAGAAGUGAUGUCAUCAAAACUCGCCACACACACCGCUCCUGUCUAAUGUAACAUUCAAUCAGAUGGUUUAGUUGAUUCGGGUGAUUUGAAGAAGAAAACAAAAAACGUUUCAUUUAUUUUUUUGUGAGGAUUGUUUCAGAUUUCAGGAUUAGACCCAGUAACCUUUUAGGGGAUGUAUAUCUGCAUGGUCAAGACCUCUUCAUUUGUCUGUUAUGGUGGAAAUUGAAAACCAUUUACAUUUCUUUCUAGUGUGUUAAAAAAUAUAAACAAAUAUGUUUGAAAUACA